Alligator mississippiensis (American alligator) is the source of this 1555-nucleotide messenger RNA. The record is from the annotation of a RefSeq genome assembly. Lineage: Eukaryota; Metazoa; Chordata; Crocodylia; Alligatoridae.
GUGAACUUCCACCGUUGACUCUUCUCUACUAACCACAAAGACAUUGGCACCCUUUACUUCAUUUUCGGAACUUGAGCCGGAAUGGUGGGAACAGCACUUAGCCUCCUUAUUCGGACAGAAUUAAGCCAGCCCGGACCUCUAUUAGGUGAUGACCAAAUUUAUAACGUAAUUGUCACCGCCCAUGCCUUCAUUAUAAUCUUUUUUAUAGUAAUACCAAUUAUAAUUGGAGGGUUUGGAAACUGGCUAUUACCCCUAAUAAUCGGAGCCCCAGACAUGGCAUUCCCCCGAAUAAACAACAUAAGUUUCUGAUUACUCCCCCCAUCUUUCACACUACUACUCUCCUCAGCCUGCAUCGAAGCAGGUGCUGGAACAGGGUGAACCGUCUACCCUCCCCUAGCCGGAAACCUAGCCCACGCCGGGCCAUCCGUAGAUUUAACUAUCUUCUCUCUACACUUAGCCGGAGUAUCUUCCAUCCUCGGAGCAAUUAACUUUAUUACAACAGCAAUCAACAUAAAACCCCCAGCAAUAUCCCAAUACCAAACACCACUAUUUGUGUGAUCCGUCCUAAUUACAGCUGUACUUCUCCUACUAUCCCUACCAGUACUAGCUGCUGGAAUUACAAUACUACUCACAGACCGCAACUUAAACACAACCUUCUUUGACCCCGCAGGGGGAGGAGAUCCCAUCCUAUACCAACACCUCUUCUGAUUCUUUGGCCACCCAGAAGUAUAUAUCCUAAUUCUUCCAGGGUUCGGAAUAAUUUCCCACGUAGUAGCCUUUUAUUCAGGCAAAAAAGAACCAUUCGGCUAUAUAGGAAUAGCAUGAGCCAUAUUAUCCAUUGGAUUCUUAGGGUUCAUCGUCUGAGCCCACCACAUAUUUACAGUCGGAAUAGACGUAGACACCCGAGCAUACUUUACCACCGCCACAAUAAUCAUUGCCGUUCCCACCGGGGUAAAAGUAUUUAGCUGACUAGCCACCAUCUAUGGCGGCAUUGUUAACUGACAAGCCCCAAUACUCUGAGCACUAGGCUUCAUCUUCUUAUUUACCGUCGGGGGCCUAACUGGGAUUGUCCUAGCCAACUCCUCACUAGACAUUGUCCUCCACGACACUUAUUAUGUAGUGGCCCACUUCCACUACGUACUCUCAAUAGGAGCAGUCUUCGCUAUCAUGAGCGGAUUCACCCACUGAUUCCCACUCUUUACAGGAUUUACCCUUCACCCAACAUGAACUAAAAUCCAAUUUGUAAUUAUAUUUACCGGAGUAAAUUUUACCUUCUUCCCACAACACUUCCUAGGACUAUCUGGGAUACCUCGACGAUACUCGGACUACCCAGACGCAUACACCCUCUGAAACCUAACAUCAUCAAUUGGAUCCUUAAUUUCCAUGGUUGCAGUUAUCCUUCUAAUAUUUAUUAUCUGAGAAGCAUUCACAUCAAAACGAAAAGUGACAGCACUCGAAAUAACAAUAACCAACAUUGAGUGACUUAACAACUGCCCCCCAUCUCAUCACACCUACGAAGAGCCCGUAUUCGCUGUAGUACGACCCAAAUACUAUG